This is a messenger RNA of Drosophila grimshawi, 1473 nucleotides long. It is a transcript of the gene grnd, whose product is annotated as protein grindelwald. Lineage: Eukaryota; Metazoa; Arthropoda; Insecta; Diptera; Drosophilidae. The record is from RefSeq and is a predicted model, not a curated record. The coding region runs from base 482 to 1204 and encodes 240 amino acids. The transcript has 3 exons.
AGAGUUGAGUGUGGCUCAGAGCGAGUCGCUUGCGGGCUGACAAAGAAACAUCUCGAUAAGAAGGGCUGCAUUUUUGUUUUUGUUAAGAAUAAAUAAGUAAAAAGUGUAAAAUUAGGUGUAGAAACUAACAGAAAAGAAGCGUAUAAUUUGUGUUUGAUUGAAAAAUGAUCAAAAGUGUUGGAAUUUAGCCAAGUGAAACAAGUUUAUAAAGCGGCUCACACAGACAUACUAAUACACACACACACACACAGCGCUGCUACCACAUACACUCAACGGAGCUGAACCUGGACUCAACGCUCGACUCACUCCCAAAACGAAGUUAACAACUGAAUAACAAGAAAGAAGCUUGGCCAAGUUAUGAAUCAUAGCCAAGUGGCUGCAAAGAAUUCGUUGCAGCAGCGCUUCUUAAACGUCACGUAACAAGUGCAUAGUAAUUGAAACUAUCUAACUAAUCAAGUAUAUAUAUAUAAAAACUGACAAAAUGUCUGGCAAGGAAUUGCGCUCACUUUCGCUCAGCAUUGGCUCAGCAUUGUUGCCAACUUUCUCGCUCGUCUCGGCCAAUCCACAAAGUGGCGCCAACAAUGCUGGUCGUGAUACCUGCUUUGGCAAACUCUGCCAUCCCGUGGAUGAGUACUGUUCCAUGUUUGCCGAGAGCUGUAUGCCCUGUUCGAGCAUUUGUGAUGCCAACACGCAUAACUAUCACCUGGACACCUGUACCAAGGAGUGUUCAGCCUACAACAGUUAUGAGCCUUUGAAGGCCGAGAUUCACGACAUACAGAGCAAACAGAAUUUGAUACUGUUGCUGGUGAGCAUCAUUAUCAUAUUGAUUGCCAUACGCUAUUUGGCAAAGUUUCUAAAUUGGUUGCAACACAAGCGUUGCAUGCGUCAGUUGCUGUCCCGUCUGGUGUCGAAGCCGCAUCAGAGCAAUGCAAAUGGCAAGGAUCUCAAUGCCACAACCAUACAGAAUCUGAAUGCCAUUAACCGUGACAUUGAGCGGGCGCCUUCCCAGAUCUACAGUGUGGCAGGCGCAGCUGAGGGCUCCGUGGUGACGUUAGCGACGCCGGUGAGCACCCGUUAUCCGGCGGAGAAUAGCACAACACCAACAACGGUUGUCACGGAAAUCGGCUAUGGAUAUGGCUACGAUAAUCAGGCGAUGGUUGUAACCCCAGUUGCUGAAAAGGCGUCCCCAACGGCUGCCUUCUGAGCUUUCUUUUUUGUCAUUCUCAAAAACAGUGUGCAUCACAUUGAAACUAGUGAUAUUUUAUAAUACUUUAGAUACGUAAGCAAAUUAUUCGAUAAACCGCUGAUAAUAAUUGCAUAUGCAAUCUAUAUAAUGUCAUUGAGCAGACUAAAUUGUCUGUAUUAUAAUAUGUAAUUACUUCAAUAACAUAAUGGCCUUAAAUAUACAAUAAAUAUCGAUUAUAAUAUGUAUAAUAAUAUGACGUUUUAGAUAAAGUCCAAAAGUUUUAAAUA